CUCUUGUAUAUCAACAGUCAGGCAUAUGCGUCUGUAGCUUCCGAUAGCUAUCGGUAGCCAGUUGUCCCAUCGGAGCCACCCAAGAGAAUGGACAACCAGGUGAUAAGCAAGUGAUUUGACGUUAACACCAUGUAGAAACUCUAUGAAAGUGGCUUGAGAAAUUAUUUAAAAGGACCAUGAAUGUAAUGACAGAGAUUAAAAUUUAGCAGGCUUUCCGCUUCAAUAAACAUUCACCAAAAUAACCUCAACUCAUCAUGUCAUCUUCACCUUCUAAAGAUCAUUCUUCACCACAACACCUCCCGCUCAAGGGAAAGGUAGCUAUCGUUACCGGUAGCUCCCGAGGAAUAGGUGCAAGCAUAGCGAUAGAGCUGGCGCGGAGAGGUGCCAAUAUUACUAUCGUGUUCACUUCACCUGGAAGCGAAGCUUUGGCUUCUGAAGUCGUUUCUAAAAUCGAAAAGCUAGGAACGGGAAGUCGAGCGACAAAGGUCCAAGCAGACUUAAGCACGGUAGAAGCGGGGGACAAGAUCGUGGCAGCAACCUUAGAAACCUUCGGACAGUCUGUUGACAUCCUCGUUAACAAUGCUGCUGUCGAGUUCGAUAGGACUAUCCUUGACACAACGCCAGAAGAUUAUGCGCGGAUGUUCGAUGUCAACGUACGCGGCCCCAUCUUGAUGACGAAGGCCGUGUUGCUGCACCUACGAGCACCUGGUAGAAUCAUCAACGUUUCGUCCGUUGGAUCACGCAUAGGGUUCGCUAAAAUGGCUCUUUACUGUUCUUCCAAAGCUGCACUGGAAGGCUUGACGCGAUGUUGGGCUGCGGAACUCGGAGACGAUGGUCAUACUGUGAACACGGUGAAUCCGGGACCGACAGCGUCCGAAAUGCUAGACAAUGUCGAUAAAGAGUUUGUCGACAUCCAGCUGAAGACGACACCUGUAGGACAUAGGGUGGGCACCAGUGAGGAGAUAGCGCAAGUAGUGGGAUGGCUCGCAGAGGAACAGUCGAAAUGGAUAUCGGGACAGUCUAUUUCCGCUUCCGGUGGUUUUCUUAUGCUAUAAAUGAGAUUCGUAGACGAUGGUCAGUUCCAACCGUGUUUCUGCGGGUGUUUCCCCAGAUAAGCUUCCUUGCAGCAACGGUGACCUAAGACGACAGAUGUUUUAUGGAACAACUGGAAAGAUGGUCGGAAAAGGGCACAC
Molecule: messenger RNA, 1193 nt
Organism: Aaosphaeria arxii CBS 175.79
Lineage: Eukaryota; Fungi; Ascomycota; Dothideomycetes; Pleosporales
Product: dehydrogenase with different specificitie
Exons: 2
Coding region: 255-1055 (266 amino acids)
Molecular function (GO): oxidoreductase activity
Source: RefSeq, a predicted model, not a curated record